UUUUUUUUUUUUCCAUUUUCCUCUUUUCAUUUAUUGGGACAACAUUUCACCUUCUCCGUGCUUCCUUAUUCACCUUCUUGUUUUGUUUCCCUCUGAUUCUUACUUGCUCAAAAUGGUCGAAAGCGAAAUGAAGAACGACGCCUCUGCUGAUUCGCCGACUUCGGUUCUCGAAGAUGAGGAGAAAUGCAAGGAAAAAACUGUGCUCAAACCAGAAACUGACACCCUUCUAGAUGCUGAAAAUGAGGAUUCUUCUCUUAUAUCAGGAGCCAUGGCUGAAGAGGAAGAAAAACUGUUGGAAGCUCGGGUGAAACAAGAAGCAGAACAAGAGAAAGAGCCAGCAGAGGCACCUCACUUGAAUGACAGCCAGUUCACCAAAUUAGAUGAGCUUCUAACUCAAACACAACUCUACUCUGAAUUUUUGCUGGAAAAGAUGGAGGAAAUCACUCAUAAUGGAGUGGAGCAGGAGAGUGAAACUGUUGAGAAAAAGAGAGGACGUGGCUCAAAAAGAAAAGCUCCUGCUCAAUACAAUACUAGGAAAGCAACAAGAGCAGUUGCUGCAAUGCUGACAAGGUCUAAAGAAGUUGAAAAGGCUGAAGAUGAAAAUUUGACCAAGGAAGAAAGAUUGGAGACAGAGCAGAGAGAGCUAGUGCCUUUAUUAACUGGUGGAAAGUUGAAGUCCUAUCAAAUCAAAGGUGUGAAAUGGUUGAUUUCCUUGUGGCAAAAUGGGCUCAAUGGGAUCCUUGCUGAUCAAAUGGGACUCGGAAAAACUAUUCAAACAAUUGGUUUCCUUGCACAUCUAAAAGGGAAUGGCUUAGAUGGCCCCUAUUUAGUAAUUGCUCCUCUUUCUACUCUCUCAAAUUGGGUAAAUGAGAUUUCAAGGUUCACUCCCUCUAUCAAUGCAGUUAUCUACCAUGGUGACAAGAAACAAAGGGAUGAGAUCCGGAGAAAAUACAUGCCCAGAUCUAUUGGCCCCAAAUUUCCGAUUAUUGUUACUUCUUAUGAGGUUGCAUUGUCUGAUGCGAGAAAGCAUUUGAGACAUUACAAUUGGAAAUAUGUUGUGGUUGACGAGGGGCAUAGAUUGAAAAACUCGAAAUGCAAAUUGCUGAAGGAAUUGAAACUCAUACCUAUGGAGAAUAAGCUUCUGCUUACUGGAACACCUCUGCAGAACAAUUUGGCUGAACUUUGGUCAUUGUUGAAUUUCAUUUUGCCUGAUAUUUUUCAAUCCCAUGAUGAAUUUGAGUCAUGGUUUGAUUUGUCAGGGAAAACCAAUAACGAAGCAAAGGAGGAACUAGAGGAGAAGAGAAGGGCUCAGGUGGUUGCUAAACUUCAUGCCAUAUUGCGGCCAUUUCUCCUCCGGAGGAUGAAGGCUGAUGUUGAGCAGAUGCUCCCUCGGAAAAAAGAGAUUAUUUUGUAUGCUACAUUGACAGAGCAUCAAAAGAAUUUUCAGGAUCAUCUAAUUAACAAGACUUUGGAGGGCUACUUACGAGAGAAGAUGGACACAGGACGUAGUAUGAAAGGAAAGCUGAACAAUUUGAUGAUCCAGCUUCGGAAGAACUGCAACCACCCUGACCUAUUAGAGUCAGCUUUUGAUGGCUCAUAUUUCUAUCCGCCAGUAGAACAGAUAGUUGAGCAGUGUGGCAAGUUCAGGUUGCUGGACAGAUUAUUGAAUAGGCUAUUUGCACUUAGGCACAAAGUCUUGAUAUUCACUCAGUGGACUAAGAUAUUGGAUAUAAUGCACUAUUAUUUUAGUGAAAAAGGCUUCGAAGUUUGUAGAAUUGACGGCAGUGUGAAGUUGGAUGAAAGGAGAAGACAGAUUCAGGAAUUCAAUGAUGUGAAUAGCAACUAUAGAAUCUUUCUUCUCAGCACUCGAGCUGGUGGACUGGGUAUCAACCUUACUGCAGCUGAUACCUGUAUACUAUAUGACAGUGACUGGAAUCCCCAAAUGGAUUUGCAGGCAAUGGAUAGAUGUCACAGAAUUGGCCAGACGAAGCCUGUUCAUGUCUACAGGCUUGCAACAGCUCAAUCUGUUGAGGGUCGCAUUUUGAAAACAGCAUUUAGUAAGUUGAAGCUAGAGCAUGUGGUCAUUGGUAAGGGGCAGUUUCACCAAGAAAGAACGAAGACUAACGAUUUGGAGGAAGAGGACAUUCUAGCACUGCUUCGCGAUGAAGAAACUGUUGAAGACAAGUUGAUACAGACUGAUGUGAGUGAUGAGGAUUUGGAAAGGGUAUUGGAUCGCAGUGAUCUGAUUGGAGACCCAGCUGAUGACAAAGAAAAUAAUGCUACUGUUGGUGCGAUCCCCCUUAAAGGGCCUGGUUGGGAGGUGGUGAUACCUACAGCAACCGGGGGCAUGCUCUCCACCCUUAACAGUUAACGAUUUAAUUCGUGGAUGGGACAGGCUUUUGUUGAUUUGUUUUUUCCUUUUUGGUGGUUUGCUGUUUAAGGUUAGUGCUGAAGGAUGCUUUUUUUGCCCUCCAAUUUUUUAGAGCAAAAUAUUACUCUAGGAAAUUAUUCCAUUUUGUACAAGUUUGGAUAGGGCUACAAUUCCUUAGGAGGAGCUGAUUUUUGUAACAUAUCUGAUGUAUCCUUAUAUUCAGAUAACAGCAUCAGAAGUUUGAAACAUAUUAAUGCUUAUUUGAUAGAAUGUAUUCCAUUUCUCUUUAAAAUUA
This is a messenger RNA of Jatropha curcas, 2666 nucleotides long. It is a transcript of the gene CHR1, whose product is annotated as chromatin remodeling 1. Gene Ontology annotation, molecular function: ATP binding. NCBI's taxonomy places the organism in Eukaryota, Viridiplantae, Streptophyta, Magnoliopsida, Malpighiales, Euphorbiaceae. The record is from RefSeq and is a predicted model, not a curated record.